This is a messenger RNA of Tarenaya hassleriana, 5154 nucleotides long. RefSeq names its product myosin-5. Gene Ontology annotation, biological process: actin filament organization; vesicle transport along actin filament. Lineage: Eukaryota; Viridiplantae; Streptophyta; Magnoliopsida; Brassicales; Cleomaceae. The transcript is spliced from 39 exons. Bases 336 to 4907 code for a protein of 1523 amino acids. Gene Ontology annotation, molecular function: actin filament binding; ATP binding; microfilament motor activity. The record is from RefSeq and is a predicted model, not a curated record. Gene Ontology annotation, cellular component: cytoplasm; actin cytoskeleton; vesicle.
GAGAGAGGAAAACCAAACGAAACGCACAGAAAGACACAUACAGAGGGGGGAGAGAGAGAGAUUAGGGAAUUGAAGCAAGCUUCGAUUUCCAAGACAAAGGGUAUCGAAAGGGUAUUGUAGCGAAGAAGUUAACGGGACAGUUGCGUCUUUGGGUUGAGAGAUAGGGGGAAGGUUAAGAGACAAGACUGGGGAAGAAGAUAGCUCUUUGGUUCGAGGGAAAGUAGCUUCUGGGUCGGAACCGGUUGUGGCUCUUGCAGAGAUUGCGGAGCUCAAGACUCAAUCUUUUCUCCGAAUUGAUUCGAGUUUUGGUCCGAUUUGGGUUUCUCUUGUAGCAAAUGGCUGCCCCAGACAACAUAAUCGUGGGCUCACAUGUGUGGGUUCAAGAUCCUGAUUUGGCGUGGGUGGACGGGGAAGUCAUACGGAUCAACAAUCACGAUGUUCAUGUACAUACUAGGAAGGGCAAAACCGUGGUUACAAAUAUAUCAAAACUGUUCCCAGAAGAUACCGAAGCUCCACCAGGAGGUGUAGAUGACAUGACAAAGCUUUCAUACUUGCAUGAGCCCGGAGUCUUACAGAACCUUGCGACGAGAUAUGAACUUAAUGAAAUCUAUACGUAUACAGGGCAAAUCCUAAUCGCGGUUAAUCCGUUCCAAAGGUUGCCUCAUCUGUAUGACACUCAUAUGAUGGAACAAUAUAAAGGAGUUGCUCUUGGAGAGCUAAGUCCGCAUGUUUUUGCAGUUGCUGAUGCUGCAUACAGGGCAAUGAUUAAUGAAGGAAAGAGCAAUUCCAUUUUGGUUAGCGGAGAAAGUGGUGCAGGUAAAACUGAGACAACGAAGAUGCUCAUGCGGUACCUUGCCUUCUUGGGUGGGAGGUCAGGUGUAGAAGGAAGGACAGUUGAACAGCAAGUCUUAGAGUCCAACCCUGUUCUCGAAGCAUUUGGCAAUGCCAAGACCGUCCGAAACAACAACUCAAGUCGUUUCGGUAAAUUUGUGGAAAUCCAAUUUGACAAGAAUGGAAGGAUAUCUGGGGCAGCUAUUAGGACUUACCUGCUCGAAAGGUCUCGUGUUUGCCAAAUCUCAGAUCCUGAAAGGAAUUACCAUUGCUUUUACCUUCUCUGUGCUGCCCCACCAGAGGACAUAGAGAAGUACAAGCUGGGGAAUCCACAAUCAUUUCAUUAUUUGAAUCAGUCAAAUUGCUAUAAACUGGAUGGUGUUGAUGAUGCUCAUGAAUAUCUGGCAACCAGGAGAGCUAUGGAUAUAGUUGGAAUUGGUGAUGAAGAACAGGAGGCAAUCUUCAGGGUGGUUGCUGCAAUUCUUCAUCUAGGAAACAUCAAUUUCGCUAAAGGCAAGGAGAUAGAUUCCUCGGUCAUCAAGGAUGAGAAGUCCCGAUUUCAUCUUAACUUGGCAGCAGAUCUACUUAUGUGUGAUUCACAGAGCCUUGAAGAUGCUCUCAUUAAGCGUGUAAUGGUUACUCCAGAAGAGAUUAUCACAAGAACUCUCGAUCCUGACAAUGCAAUUGGGAGUAGGGAUGCCCUUGCCAAGACUAUAUAUUCUCGCUUGUUUGACUGGAUUGUGGACAAGAUUAAUACCUCCAUUGGACAAGACCCUAGCUCCAAGUCCAUUAUAGGAGUUCUUGAUAUCUAUGGUUUUGAAAGUUUCAAAUGCAAUAGUUUUGAGCAAUUCUGCAUCAAUUUCACGAAUGAAAAACUGCAACAGCAUUUUAACCAGCAUGUUUUCAAGAUGGAGCAGGAAGAAUAUACCAAAGAAGAGAUUGAUUGGAGCUACAUCGAGUUUAUCGAUAACCAAGAUGUUCUUGAUUUAAUUGAAAAGAAACCAGGAGGGAUAAUUGCAGUUCUAGAUGAAGCCUGCAUGUUUCCUAAGUCGACACAUGAAACAUUUGCCCAAAAGUUGUUCCAGACAUUCAAAGAUCACAAGAGAUUUGUCAAACCAAAGCUUUCUCGCACUGAAUUUACCAUAUCACAUUAUGCAGGAGAGGUUACUUAUCAAGCUAACCAGUUUCUCGACAAGAACAAGGAUUAUAUAGUGGCCGAACAUCAAGCUCUACUGACUGCGUCUGGUUGCUCCUUUGUGGUGGGUUUGUUCCCUCCUCUACAUGAAGAAUCAUCAAAAUCAUCUAAGUUUUCUUCCAUUGGAUCACGGUUCAAGCUACAACUCCACUCCCUCAUGGAAACACUGAAUGCCACAGAACCUCAUUACAUCAGAUGUAUUAAGCCAAACAAUGUUCUUAAACCUGGCAUUCUCGAGAACUUCAACAUUAUUCAUCAAUUGCGUUGUGGGGGUGUUCUUGAAGCCAUUAGGAUCAGUUGUGCUGGUUAUCCUACCAGACGCACUUUCUAUGACUUUCUUAACCGUUUUGGUCUGCUUGCUCCAGAUGUUUUGGAAGGAAACUACGAUGACAAAAUUGCAUGUCAAAAGAUUCUUGAUAAGAAAGGUUUAAAAGGAUACCAGGUAGGGAAGACAAAGAUUUUCCUGAGAGCUGGUCAGAUGGCUGAACUAGAUGCUAGAAGAACUGAGGUGCUUGGAAAUGCUGCCAGAAUCAUUCAGAGGCGGGCUCACACAUACAUUGCUCGAAGGGAAUUCCUUUCUAUUCGCAAUGCAGCUAUUGUGUUGCAAUCCUUCCUGCGAGGUGAGAUGGCCCGAGCAGUACAUGAACAGCUGAAGAAAGAAGCCGCAGCCAUAAAAAUUCAGAAGAAUUUCCGUCGGUACAUUGCGAGGAAAUCUUUUGUGAGCAUGAGGUCAUCUGCAAUCAUUUUGCAGAAGGGCUUAAGGGCAAUGGCUGCGCGUAAUGAAUUCAGGUUAAGAAAGCAGACAAAGGCUGCCAUCAUGAUUCAGGCUCGCUGGCGUUGUUUCCAAGCUUGCUCAUAUUAUAAACGGCUUCAGAGAGCGGCAGUUGUGUCUCAAUGUGGUUGGAGAUGUAGAGUUGCUAGAAGGGAGCUUAGAAAGCUGAAAAUGGCUGCAAGAGAAACUGGGGCUCUUAAAGAAGCUAAGGAUAGACUAGAGAAGCGGGUCGAGGAGCUUACGUGGCGUUUGCAACUGGAGAAACGAUUAAGGACUGAUCUCGAGGAGGCAAAGGUGCAAGAAGUUGCAAAGCUUCAAGAUUCAUUGCAGACCAUGCGAUCUCAGCUGAACGAAGCUGAUGCGAUGAUUUUAAAUGAACGGGAGGCAGCUCGAAAAGUCAUUGAAGAAGCACGCCCGAUUAUUAAGGAAACCCCUGUCAUUGUUGAAGAUACCGAAAAGAUACGUUCUUUGAGCAAUGAGGUUGAGAAGCUAAAGGCAUUGUUGGAAUCAGAAAUACAUAGAGCAGCUGAAGCGGAGCUAGCUCACGCUGAUGCAUUGGCCCAGAACGAGGAAUUGAGCAAGAAACUUGAAGAAGCUGGGAGAAAAUUAGACCAGCUUCAAGAUUCUGUUCAGAGGUUCCAAGAAAAGGUCUCUAAUCUGGAGUCAGAGAAUCAGGUACUCCGGAAACAAGCCCUUGCAAUUUCACCAACUACUAGAGCUUUGACCACCAAACCAAAAACUACAAUCAUACAGAGAACUCCUGAGAAAGAGAUCAUCCUCAAUGGUGAAAUUAGGAGAGUUCAGGAACCGGAAACGGAAGAUAGGCCACAGAGAUCGCUUAACGAGAAACAACAGGAAAAUCAAGAGCUCCUACUGAAUUGUAUUUCACAAGAUAUAGGAUUUUCUGAAGGCAAGCCUGUUGCUGCGUGUCUGAUAUACAAGUGUUUGCUGCACUGGAGAUCAUUUGAGGUUGAAAGAACAAGUAUCUUUGACCGCAUAAUCCAGACAAUAGGAUCUGCCAUUGAGACGCAAGAUAACAAUGAUGUAUUAUCCUAUUGGCUAUCAAAUUCCGCAACGAUAUUGAUGUUGCUUCAACGCACAUUAAAAGCUGGGGGAACAGCGAGCUUAACUCCACAAAGGCGACGGGGAGUGUCAUCAUCUUUAUUUGGAAGGGUGUCUCAGGGUCUCCGAACUUCUCCGCAAAGUGCAGGAUUCUCAUUUCUCAAUGGACGUGUGAUCGGGGGACUUGGUGGAAUAGACGAACUACGUCAAGUCGAAGCUAAAUAUCCGGCUUUGCUUUUCAAGCAGCAACUCACUGCUUUCCUGGAAAAGAUAUAUGGAAUGAUAAGAGACAAUAUGAAGAAAGAGAUAGCCCCUUUGCUUGCUUCAUGCAUUCAGGCGCCAAGGACAUCACGUUCUGGUUUAGUAAAAGGACGUUCACAGAGUAACACUGUUGCUCAGCAAGCUCUGAUUGCCCAUUGGCAAAGUAUUGUCAAAAGUCUAAACAACUGCUUGAGGACCAUGAGGGCCAACUAUGUUCCUCCAUUGCUCAUUUCUAAAGUCUUUGCUCAGAUAUUUUCGUUUAUAAACGUUCAGUUGUUUAACAGUCUCCUUUUGAGACGGGAAUGCUGUUCGUUUAGCAAUGGGGAAUAUGUAAAAACGGGCCUUGCUGAAUUGGAACAGUGGUGCCAUGAUGCAACUGACGAGUUCACUGGUUCGGCUUGGGAUGAGCUAAAGCAUAUAAGACAAGCUGUUGGAUUCUUGGUCAUACAUCAGAAACCGAAGAAGAGCUUAAAAGAGAUAACCACCGAGCUUUGCCCGGUGCUUAGUAUCCAGCAAUUAUACAGAAUCAGUACUAUGUAUUGGGACGACAAAUACGGUACACAUACAGUAUCUUCCGAGGUCAUCUCGAGCAUGCGGGUUUUGAUGACAGAGGAAACGAACAACGCUGUCAGUAGCUCGUUCCUACUAGACGAUGAUUCGAGCAUUCCCUUCUCGUUGGACGAUGUCUCCAAAUCGAUGCAAAGCUUAGAGGUUGCAGAGAUUGAUCCGCCUCCUCUGAUACGCCAAAACUCAGGAUUCAUGUUCUUAUUGCAAAAGUCAGAUUGAAAUUCCGACAGAACAUAUCCCAUUUAUGUCCCCCUUUUGUCACAGUAGAACAGGAGUUGCGUUUGAAAGCUUGUAUAUAUAAGUCCUUGUAGUGGCAGUCUGGUAAUAUCCUCAAUUGUUGGGGAUAUAGUUGUAAACUCAGGUCCCAGUAUUUGCGAGGAAAUGUUCUCCGCAUUGUUAAUUUGUUAGCCAUAUUUUUUGUGGGCUAAUACUAAGAUUUAUUUAUUCUAUUUAUAGGCUUGCUUAA